This is a messenger RNA of Tripterygium wilfordii, 2716 nucleotides long. RefSeq names its product chloroplastic group IIA intron splicing facilitator CRS1, chloroplastic. The transcript has 8 exons. Gene Ontology annotation, biological process: RNA splicing, via transesterification reactions. The record is from RefSeq and is a predicted model, not a curated record. The coding region runs from base 13 to 2280 and encodes 755 amino acids. Gene Ontology annotation, molecular function: mRNA binding. Lineage: Eukaryota; Viridiplantae; Streptophyta; Magnoliopsida; Celastrales; Celastraceae.
CUAGGGCCAUCCAUGACUGUCACUCUCUUCGUCUCCCUACAAUACCGCUCUUACUCUACUAUAUUAUCUUCCUUAGGAUCCUCGAAGAACAGCCCCAUAAGCGAUAAUGCAAAGCCCGCCACACUCAUCACCUCCUCCACCUCCAAUGGCACAGAAAUCACAGCCUCCCCAGAGCCCAUUGCACCAUCCAAUGCGCUCAUAAAGAUGCCAACUGCUCCAUGGAUGAAGGGUUCUCUCCUCCUCCGGACUGACCAAGUCCUAGACUUCUCAAAGCCCAAAACCAAGAAGAGGUCAGACACUGAAAAAUCUGAUCGUACUUUGAACGCUAAAGAAGUGGGAGGCAAGAAAGCAGUGAAAAAGAUCGUGGGAAGCAUUGAAAAUCUCCAUCAAAAUCAAAGUUCAGAAGAUACCCAGAUGGGUUUUAAUGGAUUGAAAAUUGGAGAUUGCUUUGGAAAGCUUGAGGAAGGAUAUGGGGAUUCGAGAUUGGAUAAACGAUUGCCUUGGGUGAGGGAUGGGAGGCUUGUGAUUCGGAGAAUGAAGAAGGAUAAGGUAGUGACCGCGGCAGAGUUGUGUCUGGAUGAGGAGUUGCUUCAGAGAUUGAGAGAGGAGGCUACAAGAAUGACGAAGUGGGUUAAGGUGAACAAGGCUGGGGUGACUCAGGAUGUUGUUGAUGAGAUUCGACUGAUUUGGAGACGGGAUGAGCUUGCUAUGUUAAAAUUUAAUCUCCCUCUGUGUCGAAGUAUGGAUAGAGCAAGGGAAAUUGUGGAGUUGAAGACUGGAGGCUUGGUUGUUUGGAAAAGAAAAGAGUUUCUUGUUGUUUACCGUGGAUGUAAUCGCAAAAUAACUUCAAAGUCUUUUUCAAAUAUGAAAUCAUGUCCAUCAAACUUCAGUCAGCAGAAAUGUAAUGGAAGUACUAUGGAUGGAGGGAUUUAUAGAGGAGGAGGAGAAGGCAACCCUUCACCCAGCGGCCUUUUUAUGGAAGGUUGUCUGGAUAGCCAACCACUAAAUGGAUCACUGUUCGAGAGGGAAACUGAUAGAUUAUUGGACGGCUUAGGACCCCGCUUCAUUGAUUGGUGGAUGCAAAAACCAUUGCCAGUAGAUGCAGACUUGCUUACACAAUUUGUUCCUGGAUUUAAAACUCCAAGACGGCUUUGUCCAUCACUUGUGAGAUCAAAGUUGACAGAUGCCGAGCUUACAUACCUGAGGCAUCAUGCUCAAGCUUUGCCUAUUCAUUUUGCUCUUGGGAGGAACAGAAGACUUCAAGGUUUAGCUGCUGCUAUCUUAAAAUUGUGGGAGAAGAGCCAUAUAGCAAAGAUUGCUGUGAAGUGGGGGAUUCCAAAUACCGACAAUGAGCAAAUGGCAGAUGAACUCAAGAAUCUCACAGGAGGAGUUCUAUUACUGCGCAAUAGGUUUUUUAUUAUUCUCUACAGGGGCAAGGACUUUCUCCCUUGCCAAGUUGCAGAUCUAGUGGUGGAACGAGAAAUGGAGCUUAGAAAAUGUCAAACGAUUGAAGAAGGUGCACGUCAGUUUGCAGUUGAAGAUUUGUCUAUGUCUGAUCAACCAGUAGCAAACUCUAGCUCCAUUGGAACAUUAUCAGAAUUCCAGGAUAUCCAAGCUAAAUAUGAGAAUAUGGGGAAAGGAAACAAAGAGGUUGAACUUCAGUUGCAAGCUGAAAAAGAAAAUUUGAAGCGGGAACUGAAGAAGCAAGAGCGCAAGCUUUUCAUUCUUAACUGUAACAUAGAGAAGUCGACAAAAGAAUUAUUGAAAUUGAACUCUAGGUGGGAGCCGGCUGGGCUGGAAGCAGACCAGGAAACAAUAACGGAAGAGGAGAGAUCAUGCUUACGGAAGAUAGGAAAGAAGAUGGAUGGCAGCCUAGUGCUUGGGAGGCGUGGGGUCUUUGAUGGUGUGAUUGAGGGCAUACAUCAGCAUUGGAAGCACAAAGAAGUGGUUAAGGUGAUAACAAUGCAGCGAUUGUUCGCAGACAUUAUUUAUUCAGCCAAAUUGCUUGAAGUAGAAAGUGGUGGAAUUUUUGUUUCAGUGGAAAAGCUAAAGGAGGGUCAUGCUAUAAUUAUUUACCGAGGUAAAAACUAUAGACGUCCUCCAAAGCUACCAACUCAGAAUCUUCUCAGCAGAAGACAAGCAUUGUUUAGAUCUCUCGAAAUGCAGAGACUCGGGUCCCUAAAGUUUUUUGCCCAUCAGAGACGGCGGACAAUCUCAGAUUUGAAACUCAAGCUUGCAGAGUUGCAUGAAGCAGGACAAGAAAAGUUUCUCGAAUUGUGAACUGAUUGAUGCAGUAUGCAAUAUGCAGUAGUUCCUCUUGGUGUAUCAACUCAUUCAAGGAACGUUGGAUUCAGAAAUGCCACGCUGACGUUUUCUGACCAUUUAGAACCUCAUUACUCUUGAAGCAGGGGCAAUGCUCAUGAACUACUGGUAAUUUAGUGAGAACUUUGUUUCAAUCAGUGUUUCUUCCCGACAACCACUGGAUCCGAUGCAUUCUAAAACCCAGGGGCAGACUAUGCGAAGCAGUUGACGCAAGGAUGGGAAUGAGCUGGGUUCGUGGAGAGAUCUUUGUAGAUGAAUUGAAGACCUGGAGCUUUUACAGUGGAUCAACUGCUAAUACUUAUAGAUGCAUUUUAGAGCCUAAUUACCUUUGUAUAUGCUAUGUACAAGUAAAUUUUGUUAUAUAUGAUAGACCUAACAAGUCUCCUGCCAAAAA